CCAAAACUUGAAAAGAAGCGUGUACGUUACAUCGUUGCAACAACAUUAGCUAGAAAAUAACCCGUAAAGCAGGGUUUAAAAUCCAAGAGAAUGAUGGAGAAUGCUGACGACUUUGAGAGAUUUCUGAACAAUGUUGACAAAAUAGGUCAGUUAUUGGAAGAUUUUCAAUCUUCUGAUGUCGGAGUGCAACAACAAGCCGUGGCAAAAGCAGAUUCCUUAAUUGCUACCUUGGAUAAACCUUGCAAGACAAACGUCAACAAGACUACAGUCAAUGCAAACCCACUCCUUCAACCUUUGGCUUCACAUAAUGAAAGUCAAGAACAUUUCAAGAAGAUUAUGGAGAGAGAUGCAGAAGAAAGGAGAAUAAAGAGAAUGGCUAAACUAAAAGAGUCCACCGCUCUCAAAGACAAGGGGAAUGAAGCUUAUGCUCAAGAAGACUAUGAAACUGCAGUGAAGUAUUACAGUGAUGGAUUGGCUGUACUAAGGGACAUGCAGCCACUGUACACCAACAGAGCACAAGCCUUCAUCAAGCUAAAAAGAUAUAAGGAGGCCAUCAGUGACUGUGAAUGGGCCUUGAAGUGUAAUGAAAGAUGCAUAAAGGCUUACGUACAUAUGGGCAAGGCAUACCUGGGUUUGAAGAAAUACAAUGAGGCUAAAAGCUGUUUUGAAAAGAUACAGGAAAUUGAACCUGGGAAGGGAAACAUGAUAAAAGUAGAAUACUUGGACCUGGUAGAUUUAGAAGAAAAAACAGACAGUCAGGAGAGGAAAGCAAGACAAGAGCUUGAAAAAGGAGAGAGAAAGGCCACAGUGGUGCCUCAGCUGCUGGAGAAGCUGUCUAGGCCCGGCCAGAUGCCCCUCUAUUACUGUGGAGUAUUGGAGAGCCUGUCUCCAGCAGUUACUGACUGUACAGGACAGACUCUCUUCCGACUGAACAAUGGCUUUAGUAUCAUCAGCAGCAAUGACGUGCUGAGGAGUUGCUUGUUGCAGAAAACUGAUGUUCUACUCAGCCAAGAGUCGUGUGUUUCCGUACUGAAACUAUGGAGGAUUAUUUGUCAUGAAAAUGAUGAAAACCAGAAACUCCUGAUAAAAUGUUCAGUUGCCAGACAGCCUCUUGUGCAGCUGUUAACAUCGAAGCAUGGUGAAGUUGUGAAAGAAUGCCUGGAACUACUGAGUUUAUACUCAAAGACAUCACAUGGCAGGCGUUUGGCCAUUGACAACCUAAAUCUGCACACGUUAGUGAGAAACCUCAUGAGGUGCAUCUCUGAACCAAAGCAGCAGCAAGAGAUCUCAGCAGUCUGUAUUCUGGAAACCUUUGCUGCAGAAGAUGGAUUUCGGUUGAAGCUAAGAAAUAUGUCAACAGAUUGUGUCGUUGUGCCAUUUAAAAUAAUACUGGGAAAUAUCAGCAAAUUUAAUCAAAAUGUCCUUAAAUCGCUCAUAUCAGCUGUUGGCUUUCUGGCUGAAGAUGAAGUCAUCUGUCGAAAACUUGCUCAUGAGCAGGAAUGUUGGGAAGCCUUCGUCACUGCCACUAAGCAGUGUGGUACAUCUGAAUACAAAGACAUCCUUUACAUUUUGCUUGGCUUGAUUAUCAACCUUUCAAUGAUCACUUCCUCACCUCUGCAGGAGCAUGCAGUUUCUCUCUGUGACUGCUGUUUCGACCUGCUGAAAAAUGCUGAUGGACGAAUCGUAACUAAAGUGACGGGCGUGUUGAGCACUGUCCUCCCCCAGUCCUCUGAAGCUGUUCAGCAUGCUGUUCGAAGGAAAGUCAUUCAGACCAUGUGCUGGCUGCUGAAAGAAAAAGGUCAUCCAGCCACCAAGUCGGCCAUUAAGACAUUGACGGUUUGCACUGCAGUCAGUGAUAUGGCAAGGGAAGAGCUGUUGAAGUCUGAUAAAAAACUGUCUACUUUACGUCAUUUGCUGAGUUCCAGCUAUGAUGAGGUGAUUUCAGGAAAUGCAGCUUUGUGCUUGGCCCAUUGCUUUGAACUGGAAGGAGUUGCCUCCCACCUGCUGGGUACUGAUAUUGUACUGCUUCUACUACGGCUCGCUGCGGGGGAGGCUAAGAAGACAGCUGUGCAGCAAAACGCAGCUAUUGCCCUCAGCAAACUGUGCCAGUCUGAGCCCAGACAUGUGCACAAACUACGGGAGCUUCACGGCCUUGAGAUCCUGCACUCCUGUGCAAAACUCAUCUCAUAGAAAACCGAGCCGGAACCACCCAAGACCAAACGACGCCCACACCCAUCCAAGGCCAACCACCCAUCCCCACCCCAGAAGGAAACCUACACCCACCCCAACAUUCAAACAACUCCCAGAGCACAUAAGACAUUG
Molecule: messenger RNA, 2322 nt
Organism: Girardinichthys multiradiatus
Lineage: Eukaryota; Metazoa; Chordata; Actinopteri; Cyprinodontiformes; Goodeidae
Gene: ttc12
Product: tetratricopeptide repeat domain 12
Exons: 22
Coding region: 91-2190 (699 amino acids)
Molecular function (GO): protein binding
Source: RefSeq, a predicted model, not a curated record